Messenger RNA from Egretta garzetta (little egret), 1011 nucleotides. It is a transcript of the gene NR4A1, whose product is annotated as nuclear receptor subfamily 4 group A member 1. The transcript has 6 exons. Gene Ontology annotation, molecular function: zinc ion binding; nuclear receptor activity; RNA polymerase II cis-regulatory region sequence-specific DNA binding. The coding region runs from base 1 to 1011 and encodes 336 amino acids. Lineage: Eukaryota; Metazoa; Chordata; Aves; Pelecaniformes; Ardeidae. The record is from RefSeq and is a predicted model, not a curated record. Gene Ontology annotation, biological process: regulation of transcription by RNA polymerase II; cellular response to corticotropin-releasing hormone stimulus. Gene Ontology annotation, cellular component: transcription regulator complex; nucleus.
AUGAAUUACAUUAUCGUCUUGCCAUCGGGGUCACUCUGGCUUGGUUUUCAGCUGGACCCGGGACUCCUGUUACGUCUUAUAUGCGGGGCCGGCUCCGUGCCGCAGUGCCGAGGGGCGGGGAGGACAGAAGGGCUUUUGUUCGGUGGCUCGGCGCCCCGGGCUGAGCUUGGGCUGCUCCUUCCCCGCCCGCAGCGCACGGUGCAGAAGAACGCCAAGUACAUCUGCCUGGCCAACAAGGACUGCCCCGUGGACAAGCGGCGGAGGAACUGCUGCCAGUUCUGCCGCUUCCAGAAGUGCCUGGCUGUCGGCAUGGUCAAAGAAGUGGUCCGGACUGACAGCCUGAAGGGGCGGCGGGGCCGGCUGCCCUCCAAGCCCAAGCAGCCGCCAGACACGUCCCCCGUCAGCCUCAUCACCUCCCUGGUGCGGGCGCACAUCGACUCCGUCCCCAGUGCCACCAAGCUUGACUACUCCAAGUUCCAGGAGUCAGCGCCGUGCCAGUUCGAGAAGGAGGAUUCGGUGGACGUACAGCAGUUCUAUGACCUGCUCACCGGCUCCAUGGACGUCAUCCGCAAGUGGGCUGAGAAGAUCCAGGGCUUCGCCGAGCUGCCCAAGGAGGACCAGGACCUGCUGCUGGAGUCAGCCUUCCUCGAGCUCUUCAUCCUGCGCCUGGCAUACCGGUCCAAGCCAGAGGAAGGAAAACUCAUCUUCUGCAACGGGGUGGUGCUGCACCGCCUGCAGUGCGUGCGGGGCUUCGGCGAGUGGAUCGACGCCAUCCUCGAGUUCUCCCAGAGCCUGCACCGCAUGAGCGUCGACAUCCCCUCCUUCUCCUGCCUCGCCGCCCUCGUCAUCAUCACAGGUCCCCCCCGUUCUCUCCUCGUCCCCUGUUCCCGUCUCCGUCCGUCCCCGCCCCGGGCCAUGGCUCUGCAGUACCGCCGUGGAGCCUCCCUCCCCCAGGGGGCGCUGUGCGUUCGGAAGCGCCCCAAGGAAGUGAGCCGCUCUGCGCCGCGGUAG